This is a messenger RNA of Rhinolophus ferrumequinum (greater horseshoe bat), 822 nucleotides long. Its product is annotated as elongation factor 1-alpha 1-like. NCBI's taxonomy places the organism in Eukaryota, Metazoa, Chordata, Mammalia, Chiroptera, Rhinolophidae. Gene Ontology annotation, molecular function: translation elongation factor activity; GTPase activity; GTP binding. Gene Ontology annotation, biological process: translational elongation; translation. The transcript has 2 exons. Bases 1 to 822 code for a protein of 273 amino acids. The record is from RefSeq and is a predicted model, not a curated record.
AUGCACCAGUCCGAAAACAGUAAAGAAAUGAAUUUUUCCACAAAUACUGAGUUGGAAGAAGACCCUAAACCCAGGAUUACAGAUAUAUCUCAGGCUGACUGUGCUGUCCUGAUCAUUGCUGCUGGUGUUGGUGAAUUCGAAGCAGGUGUCUCCAAGAAUGGGCAGACCCGUGAGCAUGCCCUGCUGGCUUACUCACUGUGUGCGAAACAACUAAUUGUGGGUGUUAACAAAAUGGAAUCCACUGAGCCGCCUUACAGCCAGAAGAGAUACGAGGAAAUUGUUAAGGAAGGCAGCACCUACAUUAAGGAAAUUGGCUACAACCCUGACACAGUAGCAUUUCCGACAACUUCUGGUUGGAAUGGUGACAACAUGCGGGAGCCAAGUGCUAACAUGCCUUGGUUCAAGGGAUGGAAAGUCAUUGGCAAAGAUGGUAGUGCCAGCGGAACCACACUGCUUGAAGCUCUGGAUUGCAUACUUCCACCAACUCAUCCAACUGACAAGCCUCUGCGUCUGCCCCUCCAGGAUGUCUACAAAAUUGGUGGUAUUGGUCCUGUCCCUGUGGGCCGAGGGGAGACUGCUGCUCUCAGACCCGGCAUGAUGGUCACUUUUGCUUCAGUCAACAUUACAACUGAAGUAAAGCCUGUUGAAAUGCACCAGGAAGCUAUGAGUGAAGCUCUUCUUGGGGUCGUGUGGGCUUCAAUGUCAAACGUGUCUGUCAAAGAUGUUCAUCUUGGCAAUGUGGCUGGUGACAGCAAAAAUGAGCCACCAAUGGAAGUAGCUGGCUUCACAGCUCAGGUGACUACCCUGAACCAUCCAGGCUAA